AUGAUCAACUGGUUAAAAAUUAAAGAAAUUAAGGUUUUAAAAGAGAAGCCUUUUAGUAUCUUUAUCAAAACAACCCACGACGCCACUGAUAACUAUAAAGAAAUUGAUAUUAAAAAAGGAAAAGAUAACCCACAAACAAUGCUAUUCUCUCGGCAUUUGCAACCUCUUUGGCCCAACGGAAAGCCUGUAGCAGAAGCUAAACUUAAGUAUAUCAAGAGCUAUUUAAACCUCAUUCCUCCGGCAGAUCAUCCUUUUUAUGUUAACCUUAUUGGUGACGAUACAAUCGAGGAAGAUACAGAAGGGUAUAAUGCAGAGCUGGAUUUCCAAAUACAAGAUGACUGA
Molecule: messenger RNA, 342 nt
Organism: Acanthoscelides obtectus
Lineage: Eukaryota; Metazoa; Arthropoda; Insecta; Coleoptera; Chrysomelidae
Source: the annotation of a GenBank genome assembly